ACUUUCCUUUCAAAUGCAGGCACAUUGCAGGAGCCAACCUCCUCCCAGUCCUUAGUGGUAGAAGGGGAGGGAGUGUGGUGUGAUGGAAUAGGUCAGUUGGACAGUUUUUUUAGGUAUAAGAAUGACAUGAGUGCAGACACUUCAUCCUCGGUCACAGGGGUGUCAGAAGUGACAGUGACUCUUGUGUUUGAGGCACUUUGGAAGAACAUUGGUGACAUAUGGUGUUACAUUUUCCCAAAGUUACAAGCAUUAUCAUUUUUUGUGAGACUGUGGAAGUAAGAGGGUGUGCAGGAACUUGCUCAGCAGUGGAGAGCGACUGCUCCCUCCCCUGUCAAAGGUGGAACAAUUUGUGGAUUCCCCUAACUGCUGGCCAGUUUCUUUUGUUAGCAAGAUACAGACUGCAGAUGUACUGGGUAUAUGCAAAUGUGAUUGACUCAGAAAGUUACAUCUGCGUGAUCCUGUUGCAGGGGAGUGUCCGUGUGUGCAGAAUAUGCACAGAUGAAUUAGUGUGUGCGCUCACCUGACAGUGGAAGAUCCAUUAAUAUAUAGAAAUUACACAAGCUUCCGCCGGCCACAUCCUGGGUGAUUGGGAGUACCAAAUUACUGCGUUGCCGUUGCUAGGGUUGCUCCCGAUAACAUGCGCAUCCUGUUUACACUGUUGACCCCGGGACACACACAGAAGAUGUCUGGGAGGAGCUUGGCAUAGAUUGAGAGAACACCCGUGGAGGGUAGAGAGAGCUUGAGAGGGAAAAAAAAUAAAGAUUUGCAGAUGAAAUAAAACCAUAAAAAGACAAUUGUAGAUUUUGACUCUUUAAGAGAUUUUGCACAUUAAAAGAAGAUAAGACUGAAUUUUGUGGGGCAUAAAAUACCCCAAAAUGGCAAACAACUCUACAGACCACCACCCUGCCAACUCGGUGAACGAGGGCAGCUAUGAGGGGGACUUUGGCUGCACGGUAGAUGAAUUAAGGAGCCUUAUGGAACUCCGUUCUGGAGAAGCAGUCAACCGGAUCGGAGACACUUACGGUGGAGUCCCUAACAUCUGCAGAAGGUUAAAGACCUCUCCGGUGGAAGGUUUGUCAGGAAACCCUUCUGACCUAGAAAAAAGACGUCUAAUCUUUGGCAAAAACUUUAUUCCCCCAAAGAAAGCCAAAACCUUUCUGCAGCUGGUUUGGGAGGCCCUGCAGGACGUAACCUUAAUCAUUUUGGAAAUCGCAGCCAUAAUAUCCCUGGGUCUGUCCUUCUACCACCCAGUUGGAGGGCACAAUGAAUUGUGUGGAGAGGCUUCAGGUGGGGUGGAAGAUGAAGGUGAGGCACAGGCUGGAUGGAUUGAGGGAGCUGCCAUAUUGUUCUCAGUCAUCAUUGUGGUACUAGUUACAGCGUUUAAUGACUGGAGCAAAGAGAAGCAGUUCAGAGGGUUGCAGAAUCGUAUUGAACAGGAGCAAAAAUUUACAGUCAUUCGCAAGGGACAAGUAAUACAGAUACCAGUGGCAGAGCUGGUGGUAGGAGACAUCGCACAAGUCAAGUAUGGUGACCUACUGCCUGCUGACGGUGUACUUAUCCAAGGCAAUGACCUGAAGAUUGAUGAAAGCUCACUUACUGGAGAGAGUGACCAUGUGAAGAAAAAUCUGGAUAAGGACCCCAUGCUGCUGUCAGGUACCCAUGUGAUGGAAGGAUCCGGUCGUAUGAUUGUCACAGCUGUGGGUGUCAAUUCUCAGACAGGCAUAAUUUUCACCUUGCUGGGGGCAAAUGAGGGAGGUGAAGAAGAGAAGAAAUCCAAGAAAGGUAAAAAACCAGGACCUUCUGAAAAUCGCAACAAAGCCAAAGCUCAGGAUGGUGUCGCCCUGGAAAUCCAACCCCUAAAGAGCGAGGAAGGAGUGGAAUGCGAGGAGAAGGAGAAAAAGGUGUACAAAGUUCCAAAGAAGGAGAAGUCUGUUUUGCAAGGAAAGCUCACUCGACUGGCAGUGCAGAUUGGCAAAGCAGGUCUUAUUAUGUCUGCUGUCACCGUGAUCAUUCUGGUGCUGUACUUUGUUAUUUAUAACUUUGGUGUGCUGGGGCGCCCCUGGCUGGCAGAAUGCACCCCUAUCUACAUCCAGUACUUUGUCAAGUUCUUCAUCAUUGGUGUCACUGUGCUAGUGGUGGCUGUCCCUGAAGGGCUGCCUCUUGCGGUCACCAUAUCACUGGCGUACUCUGUCAAGAAAAUGAUGAAGGAUAAUAACCUUGUACGUCACUUGGAUGCCUGUGAGACAAUGGGCAAUGCCACUGCCAUCUGCUCAGACAAAACUGGCACGUUAACCAUGAACCGUAUGACAGUGGUACAAGCAUAUAUAGGUGGCACACACCAUAGACAGAUUCCUGAUCCUGAAACUAUAAAUUCCAAACUUCUGGAAAUGAUGAUUAAUGGAAUCUCUGUCAACUCUGCGUAUACAUCCAAGAUCUUGCCUCCAGAAAAGGAGGGUGGUCUCCCCAGACAGGUGGGUAACAAAACAGAAUGUGCCCUGCUCGGCUUUGUGUUAGACCUAAAGCAGGAUUACCAAGCGGUACGGAAUGAAAUCCCUGAGGAGAAACUCUACAAGGUUUACACCUUCAACUCUGUGCGCAAGUCAAUGAGCACAGUCCUAGCUGACCCUUCAGGAGGAUUUCGCAUGUUCAGCAAGGGGGCCUCUGAAAUCAUCCUACGCAAAUGCACACGGCUCCUGGACCAGAGUGGGGAGGUAUGUCCCUUCAAGGCAAAGGAUCGGGAUGAAAUGGUAAAGAAGGUGAUUGAGCCCAUGGCAUGUGAUGGACUGCGCACAAUCUGCCUGGCGUAUCGUGACUUUCCUGCAGGAACUGAGCCUGAUUGGGACAACGAGGGCGAAAUCCUGUCCGACCUCACUUGUAUCAAUGUGGUGGGAAUUGAAGAUCCAGUCAGACCAGAGGUGCCUGACGCUAUCCUAAAGUGCCAACGUGCUGGGAUCACCGUGCGUAUGGUGACUGGCGACAAUAUAAAUACUGCUCGUGCUAUUGCCACCAAGUGUGGGAUCCUGCUGCCUGGUGAGGACUUUCUGUGCUUGGAGGGGAAGGAAUUCAACACACUCAUCAGAAAUGAGAAGGGAGAAGUGGAGCAGGAAAAGCUGGAUAAGGUGUGGCCCAGACUACGUGUCCUGGCCCGGUCAUCUCCAACUGACAAGCACACUCUGGUAAAAGGCAUCAUUGACAGUACUGUGACUGAGCGGAGACAGGUGGUGGCUGUGACUGGAGAUGGUACUAAUGAUGGGCCAGCUCUGAAGAAGGCAGAUGUUGGAUUUGCUAUGGGCAUUGCUGGCACAGAUGUGGCUAAAGAGGCUUCUGACAUUAUCCUGACAGACGAUAACUUUACCAGCAUUGUGAAAGCGGUCAUGUGGGGCCGCAACGUUUAUGACAGCAUUUCCAAAUUUCUGCAGUUCCAGCUCACUGUCAACGUGGUGGCUGUAAUUGUGGCAUUCACAGGUGCCUGCAUCACGCAGGAUUCCCCAUUAAAGGCCGUUCAAAUGCUGUGGGUCAAUUUAAUUAUGGAUACAUUUGCUUCUUUGGCCCUGGCCACUGAACCUCCCACUGAAUCACUUCUCUUGCGUAGACCAUAUGGGCGCAAUAAGCCUCUCAUCUCCCGCACCAUGAUGAAGAACAUACUGGGGCAUGCAGUGUAUCAGCUGACAAUCAUCUUCACUUUACUGUUUGCAGGUGAGAAAUUUUUUGACAUUGACAGUGGGAGGGAUGUCCCUCUGCACUCACCUCCAUCGGAACACUACACUAUCGUCUUCAACACCUUUGUAAUGAUGCAGCUCUUUAAUGAAAUAAAUGCUCGCAAAAUUCACGGGGAACGAAACGUCUUUGAUAAUAUCUACCGGAACCCUAUUUUCUGCGCUGUUGUUCUUGGGACUUUUGGAGCACAGAUCAUAAUCGUGGAGUUUGGAGGGAAGCCAUUUAGUUGCUCUGGUCUUUCGUUAUCCCAGUGGUUCUGGUGCAUCUUUAUUGGACUUGGAGAACUUUUGUGGGGACAGCUGAUCUGCUCAGUACCAACCAGUCGCCUCAAAUUCCUGAAGGAGGCAGGCCAUGGGCCAAUGAAAGAUGAUAUUCAACAUGAGGAAAUGACUGAAGGCAUGGAGGAGUUUGACCAUGGAGAGAUGGAACUUAGAAGAGGCCAGAUCCUAUGGUUCAGAGGCCUGAACCGAAUACAGACUCAGCAAACAAGCACUAUUAAAGUGGUAAACGCUUUCCGUAGUUCCCUCUACGAGGGGCUGGAGAAGCCACAGACCCGCAGUGCCAUUCAUAGCUUCAUGACCAACCCGGAGUUCAUGCCACAGGAGGCGGGGCCUGCUCCCCUGCUCACAGACAGCGACAGUGAGGGUGAGGAAUCUCAGAGUCUCCUGAAGGAACACAGCAACCAGACACACAACCACAACAACAACUCCUCUGCUGGUCAGCCUGAGAGCCCUCUGCACAGUCUGGAGACUUCCAUCUGAUCCCUGCAUUAAGCCCUCCCAGCUGGGCAUCUGGAAGAGUUUGACUGCUCCUUCCCCUGCUGUCCUGUCCUCUUGCUUCACCCUCCCCAGCACAUUCACGCAUCGUUACACCAUUAAAACUGUACACCCAUAGGUGUUAUUCAAACUCUAACACAGAUGGAAUUCAUACAGCUAUACACACACUCUGAAAAGCCACAAAUUGACACUCAUUGUAUCCACGUUGCCACAAAAUCGCUUAUCAACUAAAUCCAUGUGGCCAAAACAGAUGUAUAGCUUGGAUUUCUUCAGGAUCUAGGUCCGUGCAACUAAACACGGACACUGUAUAAAAGUCCCAAGACACUGCACUUUGUGAUUUAAAAAAAACUUUAGAGUUCUGAGUCUGAGCAACCAUAAGGACAUAGUUUCACUGUAUAAGUUGUCUCUUAUACAGAGAGCAGACUCUGUGCAAACUGAACAAUGUAUCUCUGUAACACAGCACACAAUGUCAUCAAUAUAUCCAACCCUGUCAUAUGGAAACUGUUCAUAAUGUCUUAAACAUUCUCUGGGGAAAAUGUCACUCUCACAAACACACAUUGUCAAUCUGCAUACAACCAUGCAAAUGCUUUUCAUUUUCAAGUAUUUGGUCAUGUAUUCAUUUUUACACCUAUUUACUCACAUGCUUGUUAAUAUGGCCAUAGCCACAGCAUACACACUUGUGUGUUUGCUUUAUAUAUUUCAGCUCUUUGUCUGUCCCUUUUGUCUUGUGUGUUUUGCAUGUUUAAAUAACACCACCUCCUGAUACUUCUCCACACUACACCCUGCUUGUUCCUAUCCAAACCCCACCCUACCUCCUUUGCCUCAGAGCACCCAAAGGUGCCACAGAGAAAAGAGCUGAGCAAGGGAUCCCAAUGCCAACCAAAGUCUGCCAAUGCUCACUCAAGGCACCGUACCCGCUGCACCUGUCUUCCACCUGUAAGACUCCCUCCCCAGAUUAUCUGAGGAGCUGUGAACUUGAGCAGCUUCUUCACUGCCGGAGAUCUCCUGAUACCAAGGAGUUGUAACAGCUGUGCUAUUCUGUCAAUUUCGCCAGCAUCUCUGCCCCCCUGAUGCACUCACUCUCUGACUUAGAGACGACAAACAAGCAGAGAGGGGUGUGGCGAUGUUAAAAUUGUAGGAAUACUUAACUGCCAGAUAAAUUGCAUGUGUGUAAGUUUCAAAUGUUAUAUAUAUAUAUAUAUGUAUGUAUAUAUUUAUAUAUAUAUAUAUAUACACACGCAUCGGUACGUAGUUUACAAUCACUGUUUCUGAAAGAGGGCUAAAGAAUUUCUAUUUUUUUUUUAUUAUUUUUUUUAAUGUUAGGUGGGGGGGGGAGGAUUUCCUGUUUUAGAGUGAAAAGCUUCGACCAGUCACAGAGAGAGUGGCACUGACUUUUUUUUACUCCUACGGUAUAUCUAUAAAAAAAAAGGUGCAGCAAGGUAUACCGCAAGUGAAACAUAAGCUAACACUGCCACUACAGUGAGAGGGCAUUUUGUGAGUGUGAUUAACAUUGUCCUUGGUGUACAAUCAUUUAUAUGUUGAUGAUCUAAUUAAGGCACUGUACAUAUUGUGGGGGGCGUCUCGGUACAGCUACCACCGUUGUGUAAAUAAGGUAUAACAGAAGUGUGUUUUGGGGAGGAAUUUCACCAUGAACUAGUUGCACCUAAUUGGCUAAGCAGUUUAGUAAGUACAAAAACUGCCUAAGUAUGAGCUGUAACAGGGUUUACUUAAAAAAAAAAAAAAAAUCUUAACCCAUAGCUAAAUGAAUUGGCUCUCUAUUUACUGGUGCCUUUUAAUUGUCCCUGCACAAACUGUGAUUCAUUUUAAGUGUUCCUUAAUAAUAAGUAUGAUGAUUUUAUUUUCAGCAAGCACCUCCCUCCCCAUGCACACAAAUUACAAGGUUUAGCUUUAAUGGCAGCAUAUUGGUAUCCUGGUGUCCACGUUUUUCCAAAGCUAUUUGCGUCAGUGGAUUCCUCCCCAUCUGUGCUAGACAUUUAGUCUCCUGAGACAAUGAGGCUAAAAUAUCUAGCAUUAAACAGAUUGAAGAAAUGGUGCCAUCAUUUAAGCCCAUGAGGGUGAUUGUAAUUGGGCGAAACUUCAUAGUUUACCCAUACUAGACAGUGAUCUGUAAAUGUUGGACUCAAGACUGUCUUCUGCAUCUCAAGACCCCACUUCCUUAUUAUUUAGGAGAAAAAAAAUCUAAAAAAAAAAAAAAUGUAACAUUUAACCCUUUCACUCACUGAAGGGCUAUGUGGUGCAUUGCAUACCUAGCAAAGUUUUUCCAGAUUCAUUGUAACUUGGGAGGGGUUGAUAUGGAAUGCAACAGUCACAUUUUAGAACUGAGAUUUUUCAACUUAAAAGCCAUCCCUGCUGUAAAAAGCAGUUCUUUAAGCCCGUAAUAAUGCAAAAUGUCUAAAUGUCAAAGCUGUGAUGUAAAUGCUGUGUUCUGUUGCUGAUCAUAGAAUUUUAAGAUGUCACUGGGGCAGAAAUCACGGGUAAUUUGUAUGGGUAUGUACAAAUUUGCACAGCAAAGCAUCACAGACUUUUUGUGGUGGAAGUGUUAAAAGACAAAGGAAAAAAAAAAUCAGACUAUCUUUUAUUGAUUAUUUUAUUAUUCAUUUUUAAGUUAAGUUUAGACGCAAUUUAUUAAAACAAGCCUUUUAUAAAUAGUAAUAGCAAAAAAAGUUAAGUUUUUAUUUAGUUAAUGCGAACUGUGGUGCAGUGCGCAUAUUGCUUUGGGAAAAAGAGAUGGUUAAGUGCUGUGGUGAUAUAACCCACAACUAGCGUGAUAGGGCCAGAAAGCCAAUAAUUGUACCUUUUUGAUUUCUCCUAUUUGGCAGUUUUGUGCUUUAUAUGUUUGGAGCUGCCACAUAGAAAUGUGUUUUUAUACAUAUAUAAAUAGAGAUAUAUAACUUAUGUUCAUAUACAGCAGGGUUGAUCUGAAGUGUAUGCUUCUUAUGUGCAGAAAUUUUUUAUGUAAAAUAGUUUUUUUCUAUUUUGUUCCAGUGUUGCGUACACAACAGAAAUCCUGCUUUUUCUUUUUUUUCUGGGAAUGUAAAAGAUUUGCAGAAUUUUUUGGGAGAUUCUAUUUUUGUUUUCUUUUUUAUUGUUUUAUAAGCCGUAAAGCCCUUUUUUUGCCAGAGAUGGUUUUGCCAUACUUUGCCAUUGAAUAUGCAGUGGACAUCUCUGGCGCUGAAGUGCUUAUCUAGGUGAGCAGUAGUCUUACACACAGGAAGUGCCACGUUAGACAGGAAGCAGACUGGUCUCCUGUGCGUUUAACUUGCCUUGCGUUGGCGCACAAGAAGUAAGCUUUGUAUAGAAAUGACAAUGAUAGAUAAGAUCCUUUAAACAUUCCAAAUACCAAGCCUAUUAAAUAGAAUUCCUUCCCUUGCUUGCAAUGUGAGCAGUGUAAAACUAUAACCCGUGGAACAAUGUUUUUCAAUUCCAAUCUGCAUGAACCUUUAGAAGGUCAUAUUUUAAAAUUUACUUACUUACCUGUGCUUUAAAUCUAAAAGGUUUUUUUUGGGUUUUUUUUUUAACACACUAAAAAAGUUUUAUAAAUAUAAAGAGUGCAUACCUUGCAAAAAAAAAAAUUAUCUGUUUUAAAGGGACAUGAAAGCCAACAUUUUUCUUUCAUUAUUCAGAAAGAGCAUUUAAUUUUAAACAAGCUUCCAGUUUACUUAUAUUAUCUAAUUUGCUUUAUUCUCUUGGUAUCCUUUGUUGAAGGAGCAGUAACGCACUACAGGGAGCUAGCUGAAAGCAAAUGACAAGAGACAUAUACCAACCACUAAUCAGCUAUUUGAGCCUACCCAGGUAUACUUUUCAACAAAGGAUACCAAGAGAACAAAACAAAUUAGAUAAUAGAAAUAAAUUGGAAAGUUGUUUAAAAUUGCAUGCUCUACCCGAAUCACAAAAAAAAAAAAAAAAAAAACCAUUUGGGAUUCAUGUGUCUUUAAUUCUCUGAAGUCAUCUGCUUUUAACUGCUAUUCUAUUAUUUAAAAAAAAAAACAGUUCCACGGGUAGUGAUAUUAAAUAUACAGGUGAAAAUGCUAUAAGUCCCUUGGAGAGGCAGAACCUAUUUAAUAUGAUUGCUGUAUCUGCCAGUAUUUACUUUUAAGUCUUUGAAUUGUAUAUUUAAAUCAUUGGCAGGUCUCCUUAAUAUAUCCCUCAUCUCAGAAAAAGAGCAUGCUUUCCCAGACUGGGGUUUCAAAACUUUUUUUUUUUUUUUUUUUUUUCUUUCUGGUAACUGGUUAAAUGAGCACUGUUAUUUUUGUAUAAAACGACUGACUGAAUCAAUAUGAAAUUUUGUGGUGUGCAUGAUAUUAAAGAAUUUUUUUUUUUUUUUUCCAAAUCGAUUUGUACUCGGACACAAAGCCCUAAGCCUGGGGCUUUUCACUUCAUUCUGCUGUUAUCUGCAUUACUCAAUGUAACUCCUCCCUGUUCCAUAGAGACUGUGCAUGUAACAAAGAGAAUUUCCAAAACAAACUAAAGAGUUAAGAUUGAAUUGUAAUAAUGUUGCCUCCUGGAAGCUUGAGAGGCGUCAGGACUCUGGAAACUGUGAUCUGAGCGGACAAGACUAUGAUUGAUGCUUCAGGGACACUGAGAAUAAAACUAGUAACCACG
Messenger RNA from Bombina bombina (fire-bellied toad), 9116 nucleotides. RefSeq names its product ATPase plasma membrane Ca2+ transporting 4 (gene ATP2B4). Gene Ontology annotation, biological process: calcium ion transmembrane transport; regulation of cytosolic calcium ion concentration. Lineage: Eukaryota; Metazoa; Chordata; Amphibia; Anura; Bombinatoridae. The record is from RefSeq and is a predicted model, not a curated record. Gene Ontology annotation, molecular function: PDZ domain binding; P-type calcium transporter activity; ATP hydrolysis activity. The coding region runs from base 876 to 4478 and encodes 1200 amino acids. The transcript has 23 exons. Gene Ontology annotation, cellular component: intracellular membrane-bounded organelle; membrane.